Lontra canadensis (Northern American river otter) is the source of this 2687-nucleotide messenger RNA. It is a transcript of the gene ABCD1, whose product is annotated as ATP binding cassette subfamily D member 1. Gene Ontology annotation, molecular function: long-chain fatty acid transmembrane transporter activity; ABC-type transporter activity; ATP binding. Gene Ontology annotation, biological process: peroxisome organization; long-chain fatty acid import into peroxisome; very long-chain fatty acid catabolic process. NCBI's taxonomy places the organism in Eukaryota, Metazoa, Chordata, Mammalia, Carnivora, Mustelidae. The record is from RefSeq and is a predicted model, not a curated record. The transcript has 11 exons. Gene Ontology annotation, cellular component: peroxisomal membrane; peroxisome. Bases 292 to 2640 code for a protein of 782 amino acids.
GCUGACACCCCCCCUCCCCCCCUCGAGGCUCUGACCCCAGGGGCUAGGGGCCUGACAAGUUUCUCCACCUUGGCUGCCUGGAGAGGCCGCUACCCUGGAGGGUCCUGAGCCCACCGCACUGGGGGCCCCAGCACCGCCCCAGUGGCCUAACGCGACCAUCUCAGGGACCACUGCAAGGUUUCCAGUUGCCUAGACCAGGAGCCGGGGGUCAGAGCAACAACCCUUCCAGCCACCUGCCUCGACUUCUGCCUCAGGCACCAGCCCCAGCCCUGUGCGUCCAUCCCAGGUGACAUGCCGGUCCUCUCCACCCCCCGGUCCUCGCGGGUGAGCACGCUGAAGCGCACAGCUCUGGUCCUGGCCCUCACGGCCUAUGGAGCCCACAAAGUCUACCCUUUGGUGCGGCAGUACCUGGCAGCCACCAGGGGCCCUCAGGUACCAGCAGGGGAGUCCACGCAGGAGGUGUCCGGGGCCGCAGCGGCCAAGGCCAGCGUGAACCGGGUGUUCCUGCAGCGGCUCUUGGGGCUCCUGCGGCUGCUCUUUCCCAGGACCCUGUGCCGGGAGACAGGGCUGUUGGCGCUGCACUCGGCCUCCCUGGUGAGCCGGACCUUCCUGUCCGUGUACGUGGCCCGCCUGGAUGGCCGGCUGGUGCGCGGCAUCGUGCGCAAGGACCCCCGGGCCUUCGGCUGGCAGCUCCUGCAGUGGCUCCUCAUCGCCCUCCCCGCCACCUUCAUCAACAGUGCCAUCCGGUUCCUAGAGGGCCAGCUGGCCCUGUCCUUCCGCAGCCGUCUAGUGGCCCAUGCCUACAGCCUUUACUUCUCCCAGCAGACCUACUACAGAGUCAGCAACAUGGACGGGCGGCUUCGCAACCCUGACCAGUCCCUGACGGAGGACGUGGUGGCCUUUGCCGCCUCCGUGGCCCACCUCUACUCCAACCUCACCAAGCCACUCCUGGACGUUGCCGUGACCGCCUACACCCUGCUUCGCGCGGCCCGUUCCCGCGGGGCCGGCACAGCCUGGCCCUCAGCCAUUGCGGGCCUCGUCGUGUUCCUCACAGCCAACGUGCUGCGGGCCUUCUCACCCAAGUUUGGCGAGCUGGUGGCCGAGGAGGCGCGGAGGAAGGGAGAGCUGCGCUACAUGCACUCUCGCGUGGUGGCCAACUCCGAGGAGAUCGCCUUCUAUGGGGGCCACGAGGUGGAGCUAGCCCUCCUUCAGCAGUCCUACCAGGGCCUGGCUUCGCAGAUUCACCUCAUCCUGCUGGAGCGCCUGUGGUACAUCACGCUGGAGCAGUUCCUCAUGAAGUACGUGUGGAGCGCCUCGGGCCUGCUCAUGGUGGCCGUGCCUAUCAUCACGGCCACCGGCUAUGCAGAGUCAGACCCCGAGGCAGUGAAGAAGGCGGCCUUGCAGAUGAAGGAGGAGGAGCUCGUGAGCGAGCGCACAGAAGCCUUCACCAUCGCCCGCAACCUCCUCACAGCCGCUGCAGAUGCCAUCGAGCGGAUCAUAUCAUCCUACAAGGAGGUGACGGAGCUGGCCGGCUACACAGCCCGAGUACACGAGAUGUUCCAGGUGUUUGAAGAUGUCCAGCACUGCCAUUUCAAGAGGCCCGGGGAGCUGGAGGACACUCAGGCGGGGCCCGGGGCUGUGGCGAGGCCUGGAGUCCGCGUAGAGGGGCCCCUGCAGAUCCGAGGCCAAGUGGUAGACGUGGAACAAGGAAUUAUUUGUGAGAACAUCCCCAUCAUCACACCCACGGGAGAGGUGGUGGUGGCCAGCCUCAACAUCAGGGUGGAAGAGGGCAUGCACCUGCUCAUCACUGGCCCCAACGGCUGCGGCAAGAGCUCUCUCUUCCGGAUCCUCGGCGGCCUCUGGCCCACGUACAGCGGCGUGCUCUACAAGCCCCCGCCGCAACGCAUGUUCUACAUCCCCCAGAGGCCCUACAUGCCCGUGGGCUCCUUGCGGGACCAGGUCAUCUACCCAGACUCUGUGGAGGACAUGCGAAGGAAAGGCUAUUCAGAGCGGCACCUGGAAGCCAUCCUGGACAUUGUGCACCUGAACCACAUCCUGCAGCGGGAAGGAGAAAGUUCCAGAAGCUGGCGCAUGUGUAAUGUACUUAAACCGUAUUGGCCAGAAUUCGGUUCCAUGGUGACACCUCACCUCAAGACAAGCUACAGAGUAGAGCCUUUUUUGUGGAGAACUUCCAGUCCCGUGGGAAGACAGAGUGGAGGUUGGGAGGCCGAGUGUGACUGGAAGGACGUGCUGUCAGGGGGGGAGAAGCAGAGAAUCGGCAUGGCCCGCAUGUUCUACCACAGGCCCAAGUAUGCCCUCCUGGAUGAGUGCACCAGCGCUGUGAGCAUUGACGUAGAAGGCGAGAUCUUCCAGGCGGCCAAGGAUGCCGGCAUCGCCCUGCUGUCCAUCACCCACCGGCCCUCCCUAUGGAAGUACCACACGCACUUGCUGCAGUUUGACGGGGAGGGCGGCUGGAAGUUCGAGAAGCUGGACUCCGCUGCCCGCCUGAGCCUGACUGAGGAGAAGCAGCGGCUCGAGCAGCAGCUGGCGGGCGUUCCCAAGACGCAGCGGCGCCUCCGCGAGCUCUGCCAGAUCCUGGGCCAAGGCCCUGGAGUCCUCCAGGGUGCUCCCCUCCCUUGAGCCCCGGGAUCACAUGAAGGAAACGGCCUCACUCACCCACCCACCCC